CGAAGCCUCAUGUCCCAGUCAGCGGUAAACUGUCAGGCUUUGUUCGGCGCUUGCUACAUCGGCUGAGGCUCAGACAUCAGACCCCCUGCCUUUGGGGCAGCCUUCUCUUUCCAUCAACAAGCUGCCUCUUGUCCCUUUUCCUUUCCUUUGGUCUCAGUCUCUGUCGCUUCUCGUCACCUGGCCAGGUGCCUCAAACGCUUUUACCCACCGACAGGCUCAUUCCCCACGGAUUUCCUCUCGACUCGGCCCCGUCUCCAGGUAAUCGCCCAUCAUGGCUAGCGAGGAAAGACCUUUGGGCGUGACGCCGCCCAUCUCCUCCGCCCUCCCAACCGAAGCAGAGAACCAUGCGAUGCAGACCCUUAUCGACGAGCUUCGGAGGCAGAACACUUUUGAGAGCCCUGCAGACACCCAAAAAAGGGAAAAGGUUCUUGAGCAUCUUGCGCGGAUAUGCGACGAGUUCGUCAAACGAGUGGCCCGGGAACGGGAAAAGGGCAACGACGCCCUCAUCAGAGAUGCCAGAGGCAAGAUCUUUACCUACGGCAGCUACCGCUUGGGCGUUUAUGGCCCAGGCUCCGAUAUCGAUACCCUUGUCGUCGCCCCGAAAUACGUUACCCGCGCCGACUAUUUCGAGAUCUUUCCCAACCUGCUCAAAGAGAUGGCCCCUCCCGGCGCCAUCACAGACAUGGCUGUUGUUGCCGACGCUUUCGUUCCCAUCAUCAAGUUCGAAUUUUCUGGCAUCAGCAUCGACCUGAUCUUCUCCCGCAUUGCCAUGCUUAAGCAGUUGCCCAAGGACUUCAACGUUCAGGAUUCCGGCCUGUUGCGAGGUCUCGACGAAGCAGAGCUGCGAUCCCUCAACGGCACUCGGGUGACAGACGAGAUUCUUAGUCUUGUCCCCGAGCAAGCUACUUUCAAGUUAGCCCUGCGCGCCAUCAAGCUUUGGGCUCAGCGACGUGCCAUCUACGCCAACAUCAUGGGAUUCCCCGGCGGUGUGGCAUGGGCUAUGUUAGUUGCCCGUGUCUGUCAAUUGUACCCGAAAGCAGCAAGCUCCGUCAUUGUCAACAAGUUCUUCCACAUCAUGCGCCGCUGGCCGUGGCCUCAGCCGGUCCUUCUCAAGCAGGUCGAGGGCGGUCCCCUCCAAGUCCGCGUUUGGAAUCCCAAGCUUUACAAGGGUGACCAGUUUCAUCUUAUGCCCGUCAUUACCCCCGCCUACCCCUCCAUGUGCGCCACUUAUAACAUCACACGAUCGGCCAUGACUGUCAUACAGCAAGAACUCCAAAGAGGUUGCGAUAUUACAGACGCUAUCAUGUUGGGCAGAAGCCCAUGGAGCGACCUUUUUGUCAAGCAUACGUUCUUCACCCAGGGAUACAAGUACUACAUCUCUGUCAUCACUUCCAGCACAGAUAAGGAAGCCCACAAGGUUUGGUCGGGCUACGUGGAGUCUAAAGUGCGCGUGUUGGUUCAAGGUCUGGAGCAGCAUCAGUCGAUAGCGUUGGCCCAUGCGUUCAACAAAGGGUACGAACGCCGACACAGGUGCGCCAAUGAGACAGAGGUUCAUCAAGUCCAAGCUGGGAACAUGUCCUUCCUGGUCAAAGAUGGCGAGGUUCACGACACAAGUUCGGUCAAGGUCGAGACGGAGGCGGGGUUGAGUAACAUGCCCGUGCUCAAGUCUGGACCGGCGGAAACGACCCUAGGGAUUAAAGAGGAAAUGGAACCGGCUGACAUCAAGCAAGAGAUGUCAUCAGCUGCCAACCUCAAGGCGGAGAAAGAGGACGAUUCUGUUCCGGCAAUCGACGUUUUCACCACCACGCACUACAUAGGACUGACACUGAGUGAAGGCGCGAAAUCGCUCGACUUGUCCUAUCAAGUCGACAACUUCAAGUCACUGUGUACGACAUGGGAGAAAUACGAUCCCACGUUGAACUGCCUGGCCGUCCAACACGUGCGAAGUUUUAACCUUCCCGAAGAUGUUUUUGAGCCGGGCGAGAAAAAACCCCAGAAACCUCAAAAGAGGCAAGCAAAUGCGAACGGCUCGGCACAGAUCAAGAAACGAAGCGCUUCAGAGGAAAAUCAACAGCCGCCGGCCAAGCGCCAACAGGCUUCCGUUACGGCUGCUGGCUGAACAUCCUUCGGGGACGCCCCACCCCAUAUACUUCUGCUUCGAGACCGCACAGGAUCCCAGCAUUUGACAUGUCGCCAUCACGUCGUCGUGGUGUUUUGCAGCCAUGGCAACGUAUUCGUUUGCCCCUGAUCUGCUGACCGACAGGUAAACUUACAAGACUGCUGUUCCAAUCCAGCUUGGCCUGACGAAAGCAAUUGACCACUUGGCAAGAAGUAGGUGCUGCCACCAUACCGGUCCGAGACCUUUUGAGUCUCUUCCACAGGCGGCUGUUGAGCGAAAAAUAAGCAAAACAACAAAAAAUAAAAGACCUAGUACGUAUUGUGGACUUUUUGGUAGGUUGCUUUCGGAGAUUUGCUCGCUCUGAGCGACCUGGGAAUAGCAGAGACUACUAAAGAGCAAUUCAGGGACGUCGCUGGCAUCUAAAAGGAUUGCAAAGGAGCAUGCACUUUGCAUGCACGGCAAAUCUAUUUGCUUUGCCUGACCGGACCGACUUCUCAACCCUUUGAGGUCAAUUGUACAUUAGAUGUCAUAAUGCUUAGAGGAAUAGACUCUACCCUAUCC
Colletotrichum destructivum is the source of this 2680-nucleotide messenger RNA. Its product is annotated as Putative polymerase, nucleotidyl transferase domain, poly(A) polymerase, RNA-binding protein. The record is from RefSeq and is a predicted model, not a curated record. Gene Ontology annotation, cellular component: nucleus. Gene Ontology annotation, molecular function: poly(A) RNA polymerase activity; RNA binding. The transcript has 6 exons. NCBI's taxonomy places the organism in Eukaryota, Fungi, Ascomycota, Sordariomycetes, Glomerellales, Glomerellaceae. Bases 272 to 2119 code for a protein of 615 amino acids.